This is a messenger RNA of Paramecium tetraurelia, 602 nucleotides long. RefSeq lists its product as uncharacterized. Lineage: Eukaryota; Ciliophora; Oligohymenophorea; Peniculida; Parameciidae. The transcript has 4 exons. The record is from RefSeq and is a predicted model, not a curated record.
AUGAAUUAAUUACGAAAUCAAAGAGGAACAGAUACAGAUGAAGUAUACAUUGACCCAGAAAGAGGAAUAGCCAUCAAUGCAAGAUAGAUGACAACUGAAUAGCAUUUCAAAUAUUAUAAAUCAUCAUUUAGCACAUUAAGACCUGAUUUGACUGAAUAUGAAUAUGAAGCAUUUGCCAAGAGAUUAAGAGUUGGCGAAUCAUUUCUGAACCAUAUGAGAGCAUUCCUAAAUCAUGAAUCAGGUAGAGUUACUAAUCUCUAUCCUGUUAGUGCAAGACUUGAAAAAAUACUUAACUAUUAAAAUCAAUAUUUUCAUCUGAGACCACCAUUUAUUCUUGGACAUAGAUCAAAUGCUAAUAGAAAUUGGGCUGAUGCUUCCAAAGUUGUGAAUUAUGUUGAGAAACAACUACUCAAAAUUACAAAAUAUGGAUUGGAUUAUCCAAAUUAUUAUGCUCCAAGUACUGAGAAUGAGCUUAAACAAAGAGAAGAUGAAAUCUACGAGCGCUUUGUCAGAGAAAUGAGAAAACCUCCUGUUGCUGCAGCCUAAUGAAUUAGAAAUAUAAAUAAUAUCAAGAUAAAUUUAUAAUUAUUAUUUUUGAUCCA